GGAACGUUUGUUGUACUUCAACCCGCACUUUGAAUGUUGACUUAGAAUAUGUUUACUUUGGGUCAUAGACUUCAACAUUCUCCAAACCAGCUGGGGAUUGAACCAACAACCUCAAAAUGUGACAUUUGUGAUCUACCUCGCUGAGCUACUCAGCCUGACGUUCAUUAGUUAUUCGGAACUUCUACUUCUUCUGGUUCACAAAAAGCUCAAGCUCAAACAACUCUGAUGAUACAUGAUGUCUUUCAUCUGGGUGUUGACUGCAGGCACUGCCUGGGCUUUGACUGGCUGAAGCUGUUAGAUGAUGGACAGGAAGAUCUAAGGAAGAGGGAUCAAAGUUUGAAAUUUUUAUGAGGAAGAAGAAGUAGAAGUUCCGAAAAGUUUGCAAUUGUCUGGCUGAGUAGCUCAGUGAGGUAGAUGUCAGAUUUGAAGUUUUGAGAUUGUUGGUUCAAUGCCCAACUUCUUUAGAGACAUUUGAAGUCUAUGAACCAAAGUAUACAGUCAAUAUUUGAAGGAAAUAGAAGGUGGACUUAAUAUCAAUGAACUCAGACUGUUAAGUGUUAGUUCUGAAACUUUGAAGUGUUUGUCCAUCUUGAAUAUUGACUGUUUACUUUGGGUCAUAGACUUCAACAUUCUCCAAACCAGCUGGGGAUUGAACCAACAACCUCAAAAUGUCAAGUGUGUGAUCUACCUCGCUGAGCUACUCAGCCAAACAAUCAAAAGUCAUUCGGAACUUCUAGUUCUACCUCUACCUCUUCACAAAAAGCUCAAGCUUAAACAACUCUGAUGAUACAUGGUGUCUUACAUCUGGGUGUUGACUGCAGACACUGCCUGAGCUUUGACUGGCUAAAGCUGUUAGAUGAUGGACAGGAAGAUCUGAGGAAGAGGGAUCAAAGUUUGAGAAUUGUGAGGAAGAAGUAAAGAAAAAAAAUCUUGGAAGAUAAUGACCCAUAGUAUAGAGUCAAUAUUGGAAGGAAAUAGAAGGUGUAUCUCUGAUCAAUUAGCUCAGAUUGUUGGUUCUGAAACUUAGAAGGUACAAAUUGGAGUAAUGACUUUUAAAUGUGGAUAUUCUCAGUAGUUCACUAGACUACUGAGACUUCACCCCUGUAGACUCAUCCUUGGUAUGUCCCAAGUCACCCCGCCCCCUUUCCCCCAUACGUUCCAUUGGAAUCCUCCACUUCCGGUUUGCCAGUCGUCACUUCCGCCAGGAGCCGGCGAACCCGGAACAAAUAUUCGUGCACAUGAUCUAUGGACCCCCUGACCCCCUCAAUCCUCAGUUCAUCCGUCUUUACCAAUUGUCCUGUCCAUCAUCUAACAGCUUGAGCCAAUCAAAGCUCAGUCAGGGUCGGCAGUAACUCGAAGAGCCUAAACCGGCAGCAGCACGCAUCACAACACUGGACGGCUUCAUUGGAGGGGAAAACUCAUGUUGACAUGUCCACACCCCCGAACCUUCCACAGUGGAGCUGUGAGAUUUGUUUAUGAGUCGACUCUUGGCCACAACAAACAUGGAGACACACACGAGGAUCAAGGGGAAAAAUAACAAUAAUUUAUUCCAAAAAACAUAAUGUAAUUUAACUUUGAAGUGUUGUUGAUGCAGCUCAAGAAAUACUUGACAUUUAAAAGAAUAAAUCAUAAGCUGUUUUUGCAAAUAGAACAAUUAAGUGGUGCUUUUAUGAUAAAUUUUUUCCAACAUGGCUGUGACCUACUGGAAGCUCAAGAGAGAUCAGCUCUCAGUCUUGAAGUCAGUGUUCUUGUCCAUUGUGCCACACCAGCCAUAGCAAUGCUGUUCAUGGUCUUCCCUUUCUACCUCUAUUGAAGGAAAGUUGGUAUUGCAUACAGAAUCCUUUCAACCUUCUCAAGACUUGAUACCAGAUUGACUUGCUCCCAAGGUCAGUGUCCUUUUCCACUGUGUCACACAUCCGUGAGUCAGUUUUGCUCCUCUUCUGUAAGUCGGUCUUGAACCCUUGAACUACUGAUACAAAGUCAGUGUUCUUGUCCAUUGUGCCCCACCAUUCGUCUCCUUCGAUUUAUACUUCAGUUGGCCCUCGAUGAGUUACUAAGUAUGACAUCUACUCUAUAGGCCUUACUAUGGUUUGUUGUUUUUGUGGACUGAAGAACUGAACUGAAGAGACAGCUAUUUAAAUGAAUUACAAUUUAAAAAAAAAACAUGAUACAACACCACGUUGGUUAAAGUUGACUUAAGUGGAAGUUCUUCCAAAGCUCCACAUGCUGUACCUUGUCUUGUUGUACUUCAUCAAUCUGUAGCUGUAACUACAGACCGACUACAUCCAUCGACUACAGACAAUGGAUGUGCCCGAGGUGGUUAUUGAACACUCCACCUCCUGAACCAAGAUGUUUCUGCUGAUGUAUUUCUGAAGCUAUUCGGAGAACACUUCUUUCAGUUCUGUAAGCAAGCGGGAUACGACACCAUGCUGAGGACACUGGGAGGAAAUCUGAUAGAAUUUAUUGAGAAUCUGGACGCUCUCCACAGUUACCUGGCUCUGUCCUAUCAGGAAAUGAAUGCUCCGUCUUUCCGAGUUGAGAUGACAGGAGACGGGAAGAUGCUUCUUCACUACUACUCUGACAGGAAGGGCCUGCACCAUAUUGUACCUGGCAUCAUGGAGGCGGUUGCCAGAGAGCUUUUUGACAGCAAAGUGACCAUGGUGGUUCUAAACCAAUCAGAGGAAGACGAGAGGACAGGGAAGAAGGAGCAUGUGGUGUUUCUGGUCAAACAGACCAACCAAGCUGGCAAGCCUACAGACCAGGUCGUCCCCAGUCAAAGAGGGGGGGCCCUUUUCAGAAGAAUGAGGGACAGAUGUAUGUCACUGGCCGGGAAGAAAAGGGGCUGGGAGCUGAUCAGAGCUCUGGUUCUCUCAGAAAACGGAAGCCACCAGUGCACCUUAAGUCCAUUUUACCCAGACAAGCUGUGGAUGGACGAGAAAGCUUUCUGCAACGCAUUUCCCUUCCAUAUAGUCUUUGAUGAAGAUCUGAAGAUCAGGCAGACAGGGGUGAACCUACAGAAGUUUGUUCCAGGUCUUCAUGCCAGACAUGCUACAUUGGACCAAUACUUCAUCAUUACACACCCACAGGUAACUUUUACCAUCGAGAGCAUCAAGAAGUUCAUCAACAGUCAGUUUGUUUUGAAGACCUUCAAAGACAAAUACUCCACCCUCAAACUAAGAGGUCAGAUGCUGUGGAUCGAUUCACUUGGCUGUAUGUUGUACCUAUGUUCUCCAAAACUAAGGAGCCUCCAGGAACUUCAAGAUGUCGGCCUGCACCUGGCUGACCUGGCCCAGCAUGACGUCACCAGAGACCUGGUUCUUCUCAACCAGCAGCGUCUAGCUGAGAUGGAGUUGACCAACCAGUUGGAGAGGAAAAAAGAGGAAUUGAGAAUCCUCUCGCGGCACCUAGAAGCGGAAAAAGAGAAGACGGAGACUCUGCUGUAUGCCAUGCUUCCACGUCACGUAGCCAAUCAGCUCAAAGACGGCAAGAGCGUAGAGGCAGGGGAGUUUGAGGUGUGCACUAUUUUAUUCAGUGACGUCGUCACCUUUACAAACAUCUGUGCUGCCUGCGAGCCCAUCCGUAUCGUUCACAUGCUCAACUGCAUGUACUCCAAGUUCGACCGACUCACAAGUAUACACGAUGUGUACAAGGUUGAGACUAUUGGUGAUGCAUACAUGGUGGUGGGCGGCGUUCCAGUCCCUACAGACACUCACGCUCACAGAGUGGCAAACUUCGCUCUGGGUAUGAGGAUCGCAGCCAGAGAGGUCACCAACCCUGUAACAGGCAAACCCAUACAGAUCCGUGUGGGCCUCCACACCGGCCCCGUGUUGGCUGGGGUGGUGGGGGAGAAGAUGCCUCGCUACUGCCUGUUUGGGGACACCGUUAACACGGCCUCCAGAAUGGAGAGUCAUGGACUACCUGACCACAUUCACCUCAGCUCUUCCACGUACAGUGAGCUCACUGAUGCAGGGUUUAACAUACAACAACGAGGGCAGAUUGAGGUGAAGGGUAAAGGCCAGAUGACUACCUACUUCCUGCUGGGGAACCUGUUGGUGUCAGAAGACAGAAUCAUGGGAAGAGAGGAUGGAAAGACGUGUCUUUAUAGGGAGGAACUUCACAGCCAGAGCAAAACAGUUCUACCGACCGGAGCGCCUCAAAGAUCCGCAUUGCAAAUGGAUGGGAGAACCGAGGGUGAACGGAGAGACACGCCUGCAGACGGAAUCAGCGCACCACACACAACCACCCCCUUUGCCUGGGACAUUAGCCCCCCAUAUGUGCCCGAUGUGAAAGGCACCAACGCACCUGACAAUGACUUAAACAGCAGACUCUGUGUCUUACUCUGACAAGGAUCACUGGACUCAUUUGUUGUGUGAAGAUCACAGAUCUCUAACCUGCAGGGAUAGGCUCCAUAGUUAAAGCAGUUUAUGAAUCUAAAUCUAUGAAAUGGGACAAACAGGCUUUCAAGUUUAUACAUUUUAGUCGUCAGUGUUGAGGAAUUUGGAGACAAUAGUUCAUUGUUAGAAUGUGGUAUGUUGUUCUAUUUCUGUCCCUGUUUAUUAGCAUUAAUUUGACAGUGUUAUUCAAGAGAUGGUCAGAUCAGUCCAGGGUCAUUGUUGAAGGCACUCCCUCAUUUACACUUUCAAAUAUCCUGUAUGCAGAAAAAAUCCAUAAGUGAUUUAACUACGCAGCAACAGUAAAUCUGGUAAUUAAUGUACAGAAGUACAUACAUACAACAGCACUGGAAAGACAUCCUGAUAAAAACUGUCAGAAUCAUUUCCAUUUAAACAUUUGGCAGAUGGUGUACAUGUUUGUAUGAGGAAAAUGAGAAACCAUGAUGUUGUGCAUCAGGUCGGGGAAAGCCUCGUUUCAGCGACUCGUGGGUUUUAAAGUGAAAGAAUUCGCUUCGGUUCUGUGUUUCACUCUCGCAUAUACUUCACCUGCCCAGCAGCCCUGCUGACAGAGAGGGGGCAGAAGAUGAUCGUCAGAGCGCUGCUUUAUUAGUGUGCAAUUUUAGAAAUGACUUAAAAUGGCAUAUGAGCAUAUGAGUAGUGUGGGUGCACACGCACACACACACACACAGUUUUUUUUCUCUCCACAGUCUCAGAGCUGCUCAUUGUGGGAACUGUUGGGUUUCCCAUGUAACAUUGUGAGGUCUCAACCUCACUAUGUAAAGUGCCUUGCGAUGAUGCAUGUUGUGAUUUGGCGCUAUACAAAUAAAAUUGAAUUAAUCAAAGUCAAGAACACAGAAUUAAGCUGAGUCUCUCAUACCACCUGAGGGUCAGUUACCCUCAUCAUCUGGCCUUCAUUGGGCUCCGCAAAA
Scophthalmus maximus (turbot) is the source of this 5320-nucleotide messenger RNA. It is a transcript of the gene gucy1b2, whose product is annotated as guanylate cyclase 1, soluble, beta 2. Gene Ontology annotation, biological process: cGMP biosynthetic process; response to oxygen levels. The record is from RefSeq and is a predicted model, not a curated record. Gene Ontology annotation, cellular component: guanylate cyclase complex, soluble. Bases 2427 to 4343 code for a protein of 638 amino acids. NCBI's taxonomy places the organism in Eukaryota, Metazoa, Chordata, Actinopteri, Pleuronectiformes, Scophthalmidae. Gene Ontology annotation, molecular function: guanylate cyclase activity; heme binding. The transcript is spliced from 18 exons.